AUGUCUGAAUCGAAGCAGCCUCACUUCGAGACCCUCCAGCUUCAUGCGGGCCUCCAAGCUGACGUGCGUCUUUUCAGUCAUGAGCCGGAUUCGGCGACCAAUUCUCGUGCAGUCCCCAUCUAUGCGACCACUUCAUACGCCUUCAAUGACUCCGCGCACGGCGCCAGACUCUUUGGCCUCAAAGAGUUUGGCAACAUCUACAGUCGGAUCAUGAAUCCAACGGUCGAUGUCUUUGAGAAGCGUGUCGCUGCUCUUGAGGGCGGUGUUGCAGCCGUCGCUGCUUCGUCAGGCCAGGCAGCACAAUUCAUGGCCAUUUCCGCCCUUGCCCAUGCUGGUGACAACAUCGUAUCAACCAGCAACCUGUAUGGCGGCACAUACAAUCAAUUCAAAGUCCUCUUCCCUCGCCUAGGCAUCAAAACUAAAUUUGUCCAUGGAGACAAACCAGAGGACAUCGCUGCAGCAAUCGAUGACCAUACAAAGGCGGUAUAUGUCGAGACUAUCGGGAAUCCCCGGUAUAAUGUACCCGACUUUGAGGCCAUCGCUAAGAUUGCCCAUGAGAAGGGUGUUCCUCUUGUGGUUGACAAUACCUUCGGAGCCGGUGGUUACUUCUGCCGCCCCAUUGAGCAUGGUGCUGAUAUUGUUGUGCACAGCGCCACGAAGUGGAUUGGCGGCCAUGGCACUACUAUCGCGGGUGUCGUCGUCGACAGUGGCAAGUUUGAUUGGGGCAAAAAUGCAGCACGCUUCCCCCAAUUCGUUGAACCUUCCGAGGGCUAUCAUGGCCUAAAGUUCUGGGAAACCUUUGGUUCCAUUGCCUUUGCUAUCCGUGUACGGGUGGAGAUUCUGCGUGAUUUUGGCUCAGCUCUGAAUCCCUUUGCUGCGCAGCAGCUUCUGAUUGGCAUCGAGACUCUGAGUCUGCGUGCACAGAGACACGCAAGCAACGCCGUUGCUCUAGCCAACUGGCUUCUGCAAAACGAGAACGUAUCUUGGGUAUCGUACCCUGGGCUGCAAGACCACCCUAGCCACGAGACUGCCAAGCGCUAUCUCACCCGUGGCUUUGGCGGUGUUCUGUCCUUUGGGGUCAAGGGAGGUGCUUCUGGUGGUAGCCAGGUAGUGGACGGCUUUAAAAUGAUCUCCAAUCUUGCAAAUGUCGGAGAUUCCAAGACGCUUGCGAUUCACCCAUGGUCGACAACCCAUGAGCAGCUUACUGAACAAGAGCGUCUUGACUCCGGGGUCACCGAGGAUGCUAUCCGCAUCUCUGUUGGUACUGAGCAUAUCGAUGAUAUCAUCGCAGAUUUCGAGCAAUCCUUUAAGGCUAGGGAUGAGAAGUCGCAUCACGAAGCCGCCAUAAGUGAGCACAUUGCACAUACGGAAAAGGGAACUAGGAUGGAGGCAAUACUAGGAAGAAGGGAAAUCCGCACGGAGAUGAGACGUGAGAGUUCCGAGUCAGCAAACUCAGACCACCCCUUCGCCCGACAAGAGCAACGAACUAUUGGGCUGUCCAUCUGGCAACUGGAGCACGGGGUGUGGGGAGAAGAAAUGCGGAGUUUUAUGGAAUAUGUCGUGCUCCUGAUUCGCCUCCUGGACAACGUACAGUGGUACAAGCGCAUGCCUUCCGCUAAGCAAUCAAUGUGA
Molecule: messenger RNA, 1632 nt
Organism: Aspergillus heteromorphus CBS 117.55
Lineage: Eukaryota; Fungi; Ascomycota; Eurotiomycetes; Eurotiales; Aspergillaceae
Product: O-acetylhomoserine aminocarboxypropyltransferase/cysteine synthase family protein
Exons: 8
Coding region: 1-1632 (543 amino acids)
Biological process (GO): transsulfuration
Molecular function (GO): transferase activity, transferring alkyl or aryl (other than methyl) groups; pyridoxal phosphate binding
Source: RefSeq, a predicted model, not a curated record